This is a messenger RNA of Musa acuminata subsp. malaccensis (wild Malaysian banana), 1799 nucleotides long. RefSeq names its product 5'-adenylylsulfate reductase-like 5. NCBI's taxonomy places the organism in Eukaryota, Viridiplantae, Streptophyta, Magnoliopsida, Zingiberales, Musaceae. The record is from RefSeq and is a predicted model, not a curated record.
CUCUUACAGUUGCUUGAUUGUGCAAAUUUCUGAAGUCAGAUUUUUUAAUCAAUUUCACACCUAUCUCAUACACCUAUGAGAUGUAUAUCUCUGACUUCCAACUUUCGAUAUCUGAAAAUUAUCAAUUUUUAACAGCUGCAUCAAUCCUCUUUUGAGCUCUGGAUGUUGAUCUUUCCUGUCCCCUCUCCCUGUUGUAUCUGCUUUUCCAUUCAUUUACCAUUUGCUGAAUCUUUUUUGUUCUUUGACAUGGCUAAUUCAUAUAGUUGUCCUUGCCGUCUUUACAUAAUGAUUUAGUUUAUAAACGAUCAACUCAGAAGUUGGACAGAUCACCUGGCAUUUCACUUUGAUCUCUUUUUCUUUUUUGCAGGGCAUUAGUACAUCCAUAUAAUAUGUUAUGGUGGUCAAGUUUAGCAAAUGCCAGACCGAGAAGCUUAUACCGUGUCUUGUAUUCGGAGGCUAAAGGUACCAGCUAGGAUGAUACUCUAUAUUGUUUGAAGAAAGGAAGUGAACAAUUGCUACUUUAGUGAAAGUAAGCACUUGUGAUAUGUCUCUAAAAAACCAUGAAAAAAAAUCAGUGUCUGUCAAUCACAAAGAGGAAAAGAAGGAUAAGAUGAAGCAGCUGAAAGUGCAAUCAGUAGGUUGAGGUGGCUCAACUUUUCUGCCGUAGCAAUGCAGCAGAAGUCUGGUGGCAAAUGACCCAUUCUCUGGCCAUAUUGCAAGUUCAUGCCAGCACAAGCACAGAACAAUCAGCAUCUCCAAAGCAGUCCUUUGUUUGAAACGAGAAUAUAUGGAUGCUGUCUUCUUUCUUGUACUGGUGAGUGGAGAGAUGCUUGAAAGAGAGCUUUCUAAUGAUCAAAGUGCUUAUUACUCUGUCCUCUUCUACGCAUCAUGGUGCCAAUUCUCAUCCGACAUUCAGCCUAUCUUUGAUGCUCUUAGUUAUAUGUUUCCUCAAAUAAAACAUUUAUUAGUUGAAGAAUCAUCAGUCAUGCCAAGUGUCCUCUCGAGAAAUGGCAUUCACAGUUUUCCAGCUAUAAUGCUGUUUAAUGGGACAACAAGGUUUCGGUAUCGUGGCUCAAAGGAUUUUACUUCCCUGGUCCAUUUCUACAAGAGAAGUACAGGUUUGGAUCCAAUAACAUAUCUGGAAAUUCAUCAGUCCAGUUCAGGAAAUGCGAGGACCGUUAUAGUUCAGGUUGAGUCCAUAUGGGAGUUGAUAACCAAGGAAUCUUACUUAACAUUUGCCAUACUUUUCAUCUGUCUGAAGAUAAUUAUGUGCUUCUUUCCUUUGAUCUACCUUCGCUUCAAAUCUUUCUGGGUCUCACAUGUCUGGCCUGUGAACUUAAGGAUCCUUCAUGAAUCAAGCCUGCUAUUGGAGAAAGUACUGCAGGUAGUUGACAUAAAAAGGAUGUGGAGCAAUAUUCAACUCUCCAACAAGACAAGGAACUUUCAAAAAGGGGCAAAUAAUGCCCGGGUUUGGGCAUCUUCCCUUACGAGACUGAACGAGUCAUCUUCCUCAAGAUUAGCCCUUAAGGACUCGUAGUUUUCUCUUAUAUCGAUCAAUGUACACCCACCAUACCUUUCAUGGAGCAACACUAGUUAUUUCUCUUUUUGUUCUUGCUGUAGGCACAUGGAAAGCAAAUCACGUGUAGAUUUUGAGUACUAAAUCAUUUUGUAUAUUGGAUACUGUGGCUGCAUUUUUAGCAUAAUGCAAAGUCCAUGGGUGUUCAUCUUUAUCUUUCCAUGUGUAAACUCUUUUUCAUGUAUGAAUAGUUCUAUUCAACCAUACGAUCUCCCAUAGUCAA